Drosophila ananassae is the source of this 1530-nucleotide messenger RNA. RefSeq names its product ribosomal RNA-processing protein 7 homolog A. Gene Ontology annotation, molecular function: nucleic acid binding. Gene Ontology annotation, cellular component: CURI complex; UTP-C complex. Gene Ontology annotation, biological process: ribosomal small subunit assembly; rRNA processing. The record is from RefSeq and is a predicted model, not a curated record. NCBI's taxonomy places the organism in Eukaryota, Metazoa, Arthropoda, Insecta, Diptera, Drosophilidae. Bases 75 to 875 code for a protein of 266 amino acids. The transcript is spliced from 2 exons.
UUGUGUCAUCAUAACCUGGUCACAUUGCUGUGUACAAAACGUGUUGCGGCAAUAUUUACCAAAAUAACUGAAAGAUGGUUGAGCUGGACGGCUACACAGUGGUUCCCCUGCGGACGGCGCCCGACGUCCAACAUUGCCACAGCAUAUACAUGCGGGAGCACUUCAUUCGCCUGAUGGACCCCAACAAACCAAAGGGUCGCACGCUUUUCCUGCUUAACGUUCCUCCUUAUGUGACCGAGAAGAGCCUAAAGACGUUCUUUAGCCAGGUGGGCACCAUAGAAGCCGUAGAGUUCGCCGCCAAACCCGGCAAGGAGGAGACUAUCAAAUGGUAUGAAGGCGCACAGGAACCCUUCUCCACCACACGGCCGCCCUUCGUCUUCAAGGUGGCGUACGUGGUGUUCGAGAAGAGCAGCAGCAUUGGCAAGGCGCUGGCCCUAAAAAGCAUCGACCUAUUCAAAAGUAGCGGCGAGUGUACCAUCAAAUCUGGCAUGGAGCUGUGGCACGAGGACUACGAGAAACGAUUCCUGCUUAACGCCGAAAAAACGAAGGCGCAGAUCCGGAAGUACAUGAUCGCGUACGACAAAAGAGAACGGGUAGCAGCUGAAGCAGCCAAAAACAGUGAGGCCGAUGCCGACGGGUGGGUGACCGUCGGAAAGGAUGGCCGGAACGCCGGCUUCGAGCAGAAGGAGUCGGUGAUCAAUCGCGUGGAACGCAAAUUGGCGUCGGACAAGAAGACCAAGGAGCUGAAAAACUUCUACACCUUCCAGAUUCGCGAGAGUAAGAUGCAGAACAUCGUCGAGAUGCGCAAGAAGUUCGAGGAGGACAAGCGAAAGAUCGAGCUGCUGAAGCAGUCGCGUCGCUUCAAACCAUUUUAGACCAUACUCUUAGGAUUAAAUCGAAUAAAACUUCUUUAUGAUACACUCACGAAACACCCGAGCCGGUUGACUUGACCGGCAGUAAAUCCUCAUAAAUUCGGUGGUGCCAUUGACACUUUUGCCGCGACCAAGCCUGGCCUGGACUGGCCGGGCCAAAAAUUCACAGCCAAUGCCAUAACUUAUAACUGGUCGCAGUCAGAGGCGGCCAUAAAAGCGCAUAAAAAGCGAACAAAAAGAAAGCCAAAUUGACGGUGGGGAAAGGAAGAAGACGGCCAACAACAACCGCUGAGCUUAUUGUGUGAUAAUCGUGUAUGGUUUAUGUUAAUUUGGGAAAUGAUAAAAAUAUUUCGCUUAUCAGUUUUAAUCAUCAUAAUCGUCGCUGUGCCGUCGUCGCAGCUUACGGCUUGCGACGAUCUCCGCAACUCGUCCAGUCUACGCACAGCACGCGAUCCCCCGACCCCAAUUUGAUGUAUGCAUUUCAGAUAAGGUCCAGGGGUGGAUUAGGUGGGGAUAUUAAAAAAAAAGUAUAUUCAAAACAUAUAAUUUUUAUGGAUUGUGAACAAAUUGUACAUUUUUAAAAGCUAUACCUCUAACUAAACUAUAGUUUAAGUAAAAAUAUUCAAUGGUUUAUGAAUAAGUAGUACCAUAAAUUAUA